CCAAUGUGGCCACACGCUCCUAUUUUGUGGACACCGGUUACCACGCGGUUUGGCGCCACGUGAUUUGCCGCGUGCGCAAGCAUCCUUCUUAUUUUGAAAUUUUGUUAUUGUUUUUUUUUAUUUGAGAUUUUUUUGUAGCCAGCCCGUGAUGCAAACUAUUUAGCGAUACCUGUUUUGUUUUCGUUUGGGAUGGACAUGAUAGGUGAAGGACGGGCAUGAACAGUGAUUAGUGAGAAGUGAUAAUGACGUGACGAUACCUUAUCAAUAUGAGAGCUGCGUUAAUUCUCGUGUUCGGCUUCCUGUUUUGCCCGAAACCAUCAUGUUCCAACUUGGAUAAUCUAGCAUUAUUAGCCGGUACAUUGAAGACGAUGCAGCGAGCAGCCUGUGACGAUGAGAUGGUAUCCCUGGCCUGUCCCCGGGGAACAUCCAUUAGCAUCCAAGUUGCACAGUAUGGGAAAGCGGCGCUGGAUGCUCACACAUGUGUUGCUGAGAAACCACAAGAAUCGACGGAUCUUAGCGAAAAGUGCUUGUGGCCGAAUGCUAUGCAGUACUCGCUUCUGCAAACAGUCGUGGAAGCUUGUCAGAAGAAGCCGGCUUGCAAAUUUAGCACGAAAUCAAAACCAGGAUCUGUUGACCCCUGUCCACAUGCGAGGAAGUUCGUCGAAGUUGCAUACAAGUGCAGGCCUUAUGAGUUUCUAAGCAGAACUGGUUGUGAAGAUGAUGUGAUAAAGGUGUCUUGUAACCCAUAUACAAGAGUGGCCAUAUUUGAUGCUCAGUAUGGCAGAACUGCGUAUGAGUCGAUUACAUGCCCGCAGACACAGGGAGUUGUGGAUGAGAAUUGUUUGGCUCCAUACGCGGUUGAAACAGUGAUGCAAAUUUGCCACGGCAAGCGAAGAUGUCAAAUCGCAGCGAACAGCAAAACAUUUGGCUCGCCUUGCAAACCCGAUUCCCGAGCUUAUCUGAAAAUCGUAUAUGCGUGCGUUCCGCUAGGUGUUUUAACUGAGAGAUACGAAAGCACGGACGAAAAAGAUGAAGUCACGAAAAGUUAUGAAAUAAACAAAGACAAAGGAGUGUUUGAAGAAUCAGAUCCAAGUAAUAAAUGGGAGGUAAAUGCUGUAUCACCGAUCGCCGACUCAGCGCUCCAACCUCCAGUAGAAAUUAGCAACCAUCGGGAAAAGGAAAUUGCCUCAGAAAAUGUAUACACUGGAAAUGUGAAUAAAUCAGAACGUUCGAGAGCGAACGAGAACUUCUACUUCUAUAUCGGCAUUGCAAUCAUCAUCGUCAUAGUUUUAGUAAUUUCUUUAAUAGCAGUACGAAUUUAUAUUAAUCGUAAGAGAAAACGCAACGCCAAAAAUGGUAACAUGUUUACCACGGAGGCCCCAAAUAUCUUCAAUGAUGCCAUAUCAGACAUAGAUAAUGAUGCUACUGUUAGUCAUAUUUCUGGAAACUUCUACGAUCCAGGCCACCCAGACAUGUUGUAUAGAGAGUCAACGAAAACUCUUCGACCAAUGAAACCUUUAUCAACAGUGUACCCGUCGGCUGGUGCCUGCAUGUAUGGAGUAGAUUAUAUACCUCAAGUGGAAGCUCUAAGGUUCGAGAAUGAUCCAGAAGUAAUGAUGAGUCCAAAGAGUUUAAGUGGUUAUACUAACACGCAGUUCCACUAUGGGUGACAAAACGAUGGAGGUGACACCUCCGGGACUUACUUUUUCUGAUUCCACAAUGGUCAUGCUUUUAAAGCAAACAGUUAAUAGGUGACUCAUCAGAUUUUGUGUUCUUUAGUCAUAGAAUAUUUUCUCAAGGCAAUUUUAAAUGGUAAUUUAGGCGGAGACCAAUUAUAAUUAUAAUUCGAUGUAAAUAGAGUCGAUGUUGUGUAAAUUUUAAUGACCUGUAUUUGCUAUGUUUUCGUUAUUAUUAUUGCGGUAUUAGUUUUAGAGAUAGUAGAUAUUAUUUGUUUGAAAUGUGCCUUUUUAUCCAUAAAAUGGAUGUUAAGUUUAAUUUCAAUAUAUUAAUUUAACGUUGAAGAAUUAUCCAUAUUAUCAUUUAAGAUGUACAUAUGACAUUAAUAAAUUUCAUGUAUAACCAUUUAAAUUUAUAUAAUUUUGUGCCUUUCGUAAGCAACUAGGUUUUGUUAAUUCUGAUUAGGGUUCGUUAAAUAAAAUUCAUUAAUUAUAUUCUUGUAUCCUUCAAUUAGUAAUAAAUCUCGCACCUAAAUCUAUUUAAUAUGCGAACUGCUGUAACCACGCUUGCAAACACGGUCAUUACAUUUUCCAUUAAAGCACAGACCUGUCUAUGUAAUUUUAUAAUUUUUUAAUAAAUUAUCCGAAAAA
Messenger RNA from Colias croceus (clouded yellow), 2327 nucleotides. RefSeq names its product protein eva-1-like. The coding region runs from base 267 to 1670 and encodes 467 amino acids. NCBI's taxonomy places the organism in Eukaryota, Metazoa, Arthropoda, Insecta, Lepidoptera, Pieridae. Gene Ontology annotation, molecular function: carbohydrate binding. The transcript is spliced from 8 exons. The record is from RefSeq and is a predicted model, not a curated record.